UCCGCAGACGGUCACACUAAACCCUUGGGCCAAGAUUAUUUGUUGAUUGUUGCGUCGGCCGGAGUUGUCCGCCAGUUUUCCGUUAAUUGAGUUAUCACCUGGUUAAAUACUGAUUACAGUGGUGCCUCAACUACGUGACUUUCAUAGCGGAGCUUAUCGUUCCGCAAUUGUUUUCCCCGUCUGUCUGGUCAUAGGAUCCCGGAAUAGGAAUAGGAGCGCUCCAUCAUGUUGUACUGCCCGCCCAACGUGACCCUCAGCGAGGUGUGGACGCAGCAUGGCAUCUCGCACUGCUUCAUGGACACCGUGGGCCCGGCCGUGUACGGCGGAUUCCUGCUCCUCUUCGGCUGCAUCCAGUUGCUGAUGUACCGGAAGUACGCCACCCGGAUCACGGAUCCCACGCAGAUCUCCAAGUCCCGCCUGUUCGCCCUGCAGCUGUUCCUCUUGUGCCUGCUCCCUGUUCUGGCCGCCCUGCGGUUCCUGAUGAACGCACGCAUCUAUCCGGAUAGUGCGGUGUACGGCUAUAUGAUCUUGUCGACCUGCGUUGUGUGCUUCUCGUAUCCCUUCAGCAUCUGUCUGAUUCUCAAGGAGCGCUACUACCAGCUGCCUUCGGUGCCCACCCGGGGACAUGGCCUCAUCCUGCUGCUCUUCUGGACCCUGGCCUUCAUCAACGAGUCACUGGCCUUUAUCAAUCUGCGCCACGAGGACUGGUGGUUCCAUCUGAAAACGAACAAGGAUCAAAUCGAGAUGGGCCUGUUUGUCACGCGCUUCCUUUGCUCGCUGCUCAUCUUUGUCUUGGGCCUGAAGGCACCUGGCAUCAUGGCGCCUUACAAUCCGCACGAGCGGCUGGAGAACGAAUCCUCCAACGAAUCGCAAGGAAACAUGCACACGGGCUCGGCUUUCCGGAAUGGCUGGCGCAAGUUGAGCACUGUCUUUCCCUACCUUUGGCCCCGCAAGAAUCUGGCCCUGCAAUUGGCCGUCAUCGUGUGCAUUCUACUGCUGCUGGCCGGACGAGUCAUAAAGCUGUUUUUGCCGAUUUAUCGCAAGAAGUUGGUGGACAGUCUCACCAUUGCGCCGAUACUCUUCCGCUGGGACUAUGUGCUGGUCUAUGUGGCGUUGUCCUUCCUCCAGGGCGGCGGCACCGGCACCAUGGGAUUGUUCAAUAACCUGCGCACCUUCCUCUGGAUACGGGUCCAGCAGUACACGACCCGCGAGAUCGAAAUCGAGCUCUUCCGGCACCUGCACCAGCUUUCCCUGCGAUGGCACUUGCAGCGGAAGACCGGCGAGGUGCUGCGUGUGAUGGAUCGUGGAACGGACUCCAUCAACAAUCUGCUCAACUAUAUUGUCUUCUCUAUUGCGCCCACCAUACUGGAUUUGUUCGUGGCAGUGGCUUACUUCAUUUACGCCUUCAAUUGGUGGUUCGGCUUGAUCGUGUUCCUCACCAUGUUCCUGUAUAUAGCCUCCACCAUUGCCAUCACCGAGUGGCGGACCAAGUACCAGCGGAGGAUGAAUCUGGCGGACAACGAGCAGCGGGCUCGUAGCGUGGACUCCCUGCUGAAUUUCGAAACUGUUAAGUACUACGGAGCGGAGAACUACGAGGUGGACUGCUACAGGGAGGCCAUUCUCAAGUACCAAAAGGAGGAGUUCCUCUCCAUGCUGACCCUGAACAUGCUGAACACCGCCCAGAAUAUAAUCCUGUGCGUUGGCUUGCUGGCCGGAUCGCUGCUCUGCGUUUAUCUGGUGGUGCACCAGCAGACGCUCACCGUGGGCGAUUUUGUGCUCUUCUCCACCUACCUGAUGGAGCUGUACAUGCCGCUGAAUUGGUUCGGCACCUACUACCGGGCCAUUCAGAAGAAUUUCGUGGACAUGGAGAACAUGUUCGACCUGCUGCGCGAGGAGGAGGAUAUUGUGGAUGCGCCCGGCUGCUCGCCGCUCCUCACAGCUGGCGGUAGCAUCGAGUUCUCCAACGUGACGUUUGGUUACUCGCCGGAGAAGAUCGUGCUGCGCAACGUGAGCUUCACUGUGCCCGCCGGCAAGACGGUGGCCAUUGUGGGACCCUCUGGCGCUGGCAAGAGCACCAUUAUGCGGCUGCUUUUCCGCUUCUACGACGUGCAGACGGGAGCCAUCCUGAUUGACGGACAAAACAUCAAGCUGGUGCAGCAGCAGAGCCUGCGAAAGGCCAUUGGAGUGGUGCCCCAGGACACCGUGCUGUUCAACAACACCAUUUUCUACAACAUUGAGUAUGCCAAGCUGGGCGCCGCUGACGAGGCCGUCUAUGAGGCAGCCCGUGCCGCCGACAUACACGACAGGAUCCUCAGCUUCCCGGACAGCUAUGAGACGAAGGUGGGCGAGCGGGGCCUGCGGCUAAGUGGAGGCGAGAAGCAGCGAGUGGCCAUCGCCAGGACGCUCCUCAAAGCGCCCAUCAUCGUGCUCCUGGAUGAGGCAACAUCCGCCUUGGACACGCACACAGAGCGAAACAUUCAGGCGGCCUUGGCCAGAGUGUGCGCCAACCGCACCACCAUCAUCGUGGCCCAUCGCCUGUCCACCGUCAUACAUGCGGACGAGAUCCUGGUGCUGCAGCAGGGCAGCAUUGCGGAGCGCGGUCGGCACGAGGAGCUCGUCCUGCGGCAGGAUGGCAUCUAUGCGGACAUGUGGCAGCAGCAGCUGAAGAACCUGGAUGCGGAGCAGAGUGGUUCCGACAACGGAGACGCAAGUGCAGAGUCGGGCUCGGAGAAACGCAGUUCAGGAGGCGCUGGACCCAGUGGUUCUGCUGCGGGAGGAGCUCACUUUAGGGCAGGACAUGCUCAUGGGGGAGCACGCUAGGCCUAAGACACCCACAUAAUACUUUCUGUUAUUCCUGAUUCCAUGUGAUUUGUGGUAUAUUGUUAUACGUAUGAACAGUUCGUCUAUAAGUAACCUUAUACGCUACUCUUAUACUAAUAAAUAACGUAGUUUUUUAAAGACAAUCUGUGGCAGCCCAAGUGCGCUGCAAAUAAUAGUUUUGAAAGUGCAUGGUACCAAAUAAAAUAGCGCAAUAUUGUGCAUUUCUAGUCCUUA
This is a messenger RNA of Drosophila gunungcola (fruit fly), 3054 nucleotides long. RefSeq names its product ATP-binding cassette sub-family B member 6 (gene Hmt-1). The transcript has 6 exons. The record is from RefSeq and is a predicted model, not a curated record. Gene Ontology annotation, molecular function: heme binding; ATP binding; ABC-type heme transporter activity. Lineage: Eukaryota; Metazoa; Arthropoda; Insecta; Diptera; Drosophilidae. Gene Ontology annotation, biological process: heme transport; transmembrane transport. Gene Ontology annotation, cellular component: membrane. The coding region runs from base 226 to 2820 and encodes 864 amino acids.